UGGUUGAGCCGUCCCCCUCACCCCUUAAGAUUGUCUAUGCAUCCCAAAACACCUCUAGUCUUCUUCACUCAGCAUCACCUCAGUUCAAUUGACCUAUUUCUCCUUCUUUUCCUUCAGAUAAAUUAAAGAGAAGAGGGGAAGCCAUGGUGAGCUCAUCAUCAAAGAAUAAAAUGAUGAUGAUGAUGAGCAGCUCCUCAAGACAUAAUGAAAAAGACCAACUUUUUCAUAUUCUUCAUAAAGUUCCUCAAGGUGAUACUCCUUAUGUUAAAGCCAAACAUGCUCAGCUGGUAGAAAAGGAUCCAGAAGCAGCAAUAGUACUAUUUUGGAAGGCAAUAAACGCCGGAGAUAGAGUAGAGAGCGCACUAAAAGACAUGGCGGUGGUGAUGAAGCAACUAAACCGAACUGAAGAAGCAAUUGAAGCCAUCAAGUCUUUCAGGGGCCGUUGCCCCAAACAAGCUCAGGAAUCACUUGACAAUGUUCUCAUUGACUUAUACAAGAAAUGUGGGAAAGUAGACGAGCAGAUUGAGUUAUUAAAACGAAAGCUAAGAUUAAUAUACCGAGGAGAGAUCUUUAAUGGAAAACCCACCAAGACUGCACGCUCCCAUGGCAAGAAGUUCCAAGUUUCAGUUCAGCAAGAAACUUCUAGGUUACUGGGAAAUUUGGGGUGGGCUUACAUGCAAAAAUCAAACUACUUGACAGCAGAGGUGGUGUAUCGAAAAGCCCAGAUGAUCGACCCAGAUGCCAACAAGGCCUGCAGCUUGGGAAUUUGCUUGAUCAAACAAGGCAGAUACUAUGAUGCACGGUUGGUGCUUGAAGAAAUAUCGCAACGGAAAAUCCCAGGUUCGGAAGAAAUUAGAGCCAGAAAUAGAGCUGCGGAAUUGUUAAUGGAAAUCAAUACCUUCGAGCCGCCACCAUCGGACGUAUCAGAUAUUCUGGGCCUUGAUGAUGAUUUCCUCAAUGGGCUUCAACUGUUGAUGAAUGAAUGGGGACCAGCUAGAUCAAAGAGACUACCUAUUUUUGAAGAGAUCUCCUCAUUUAGAGAUCAGUUGGCCUGUUAAUAUCAAUUAUAUUUGGUCUUUUGGUUGUUCAAAUGGGGUUGUUUUAUACUUAAUACAAUUGUGGUUGGAUUAGUCCUUUUAGAUGUGUAGGAAUAAGGUGUGCUGUAAAUAGUGAUGCCAUUUAUUUCUAGAACCUAUUUGCCUUUAAUAAUAGGCCCUUACAUCAAUAUUGUAAAA
Molecule: messenger RNA, 1235 nt
Organism: Gossypium raimondii (Peruvian cotton)
Lineage: Eukaryota; Viridiplantae; Streptophyta; Magnoliopsida; Malvales; Malvaceae
Product: protein SULFUR DEFICIENCY-INDUCED 1
Exons: 4
Coding region: 144-1058 (304 amino acids)
Molecular function (GO): protein binding
Source: RefSeq, a predicted model, not a curated record